Molecule: messenger RNA, 408 nt
Organism: Marchantia polymorpha subsp. ruderalis
Lineage: Eukaryota; Viridiplantae; Streptophyta; Marchantiopsida; Marchantiales; Marchantiaceae
Source: the annotation of a GenBank genome assembly
AUGGGAUUCGGUAAUUGGACGGAAAAGUUGGGGGGAAUCCGCCAAAGUCUGUCGCCACAUGAACAGCGACGGAGACCUUCUUAUUCUCCCGCACUAAUGAUUGCGACCGGGCGCCGGUCGGGUGCACCCGCGGGCCCAUCCGAGGGCGAGAAGCGACUGACACUCGAUCGACGUUACCGGCAGCUGGGAUCGAGCGCGACGAUGGUCCUGCGCCGUCGAUGCGGCGGCGAUCGACGUCCGCUCGAGAUUCUCCAGAUACCGAGCCUGGCGGUGGGGACAAGCGUCGUCGGGUCGUGGCUAUUAUGGCGCAGAGAGUUUGGCGCGAGCUCUGGCGCAGCGCUCUCGGGCUCGCCUCGGGACGCCGAGAUGGAGCACGUGCUCGCUCCGUGGAGCUGCUGCUGCAUUUGA